GAUACUACUGAAAAACUAGACAAAAUGGCUCAGAUUAACCCCAUGCCCAUGGGCCCUUGGAAGAUCACCGUGUACGAUCAGGAGUACUUCCAGGGAAGGCGUAUGGAGUUCACCGCCUGCUGCCAGAACAUCAUGGAGUGUGGUAUGGAGAACAUCCGCUCCCUGAAGGUCGAGUGUGGCGCCUGGGUGGGCUACGAGCACUCCAGCUUCUGCGGCCAGCAGUUCGUCCUGGAGAAGGGAGACUACCCUCGCUUCGAGGCCUACAGUGGCAGCAACUCCUACCGCAUUGAGAGGAUGAUCUCCUUCAGGCCCAUCUGCUGUGCUAACCACAAGGAGUCCCGCAUGACCAUCUUCGAGAAGGAGAACAUGAGCGGUCGUCAGUUCGAGCUGUGCGAUGACUACCCCUCUCUGCAGGCCAUGGGAUGGAUGAACAACGAGGUUCAAUCCAUGCAAAUCCAGGGUGGAGCUUUUGUGUGCUACCAGUUCCCUGGCUACCGUGGCUACCAGUACAUCAUGGAGUGCGACUGCCGCGGAGGAGAGUACAAGUGUUACCGUGAGUUUGGCUCCCACUCCCAGACUCCCCAGAUUCAGUCCAUCAGGAGGAUCCAGCACUGA
Messenger RNA from Trematomus bernacchii (emerald rockcod), 615 nucleotides. Its product is annotated as beta-crystallin A1-like. Lineage: Eukaryota; Metazoa; Chordata; Actinopteri; Perciformes; Nototheniidae. Bases 25 to 615 code for a protein of 196 amino acids. The transcript is spliced from 5 exons. The record is from RefSeq and is a predicted model, not a curated record. Gene Ontology annotation, molecular function: structural constituent of eye lens. Gene Ontology annotation, biological process: visual perception; lens development in camera-type eye.